Molecule: messenger RNA, 2052 nt
Organism: Cutaneotrichosporon oleaginosum
Lineage: Eukaryota; Fungi; Basidiomycota; Tremellomycetes; Trichosporonales; Trichosporonaceae
Biological process (GO): regulation of DNA-templated transcription
Cellular component (GO): nucleus
Molecular function (GO): DNA-binding transcription factor activity, RNA polymerase II-specific; zinc ion binding
Source: RefSeq, a predicted model, not a curated record
AUGCCUCGCGCCAGCGCAAGUGGCGAGCCUCCCCGGCAUCAGCGAACCUACCGGGCGUGCACAGCGUGCCGUGCCGCUAAAUUACGGUGCGACCUCGGCCCCGUCGACGCCCCCGAGGACCUGCCGUGCCGCCGCUGCCGACGCACAGGUCGCAAGUGCGAGUUCACCGAGUCUUAUCAGCGGAAGCGGUCACGCACGGACAGUGCGCUCUCGGGAAGUGCGGCCCCAGCAUCAGGAAGCACGCCGCGCGCCCGCUUCGACGAUGCGCAGCCGCGGUAUGAGGAGCGCCGCACGCGGCCCGAUGACCCGCCGCCCCGCCUCGACCUCGUGGGGGGCAAUCUUGAGACGCCUGCGGACGCGCUGCGCCUCCUGUCCUCCGUGUCGGCCCAACAGCCUGCCACUUCUGAGGCGGCGCUUGCGCAUACGUACGACCCAGCCUUGGAGGGCGAGGUGUGGAACCGCUGGUCACCUGUCCGGGAGGGCCUCCUGACAAGCGGCGAAGCUGGCGCCCUUGUGGGCUUCUACGCCCGCAACAUCAACCCCUGCCAUCCCGUGGUAUCGGUCGAGCUGUUUGACGAUCCCUCGCUCCUCCUCCAAGAGCCGCUGCUCGUGGGCGCAAUCACAUGUACUGCGGCACGCUAUGCGGACCUUGGGCCAAGCUUCGACGCGCGCGAGCCCAGUCGAGCCCGCGUAGUACAGGCCCGCAUUGUCGAGUGGCUUCUUGGCCGGAUCGCGCGCCUUGUCAUGGGCUCCAGCUCUAUGCGGACUAUCGGGACAGUGGAAGCGUUGCUGAUUCUCAGCGAGUGGCCGCCUCGCUCGAUGCUGGUCGAGGACAGCGUGGGCGAUGCGUGCCCAAGCAGCGCCUGCAAGCACCAAGAUGACGUGGCGUGGACUAAUGUGGCGCUCGCCGUGCGAAUUGCACAGGAGGUCGGGUUGCACGACGAGACAACAUACUUGCCCGUCAACACUUCCGACUGGCAGACACGGCGAAGAGUGCAUGUAUGGAUCCAAUGUAUGAGCGCCGACCAGCACAUCGCUGGCCGUCUGGGACGAGACUCACUGAUAUCAACAAAAAUGGCCACGAGCUGGUGGGACCAGUUCUUCCUCAUGUCCUGCGAGCGACUGGAUCACAGGGCGCAACCCAUCCCCCGCGCCCGCCCCUUCUGGCGCCAGUCUCGCGUUAAUGCGGAGCACGCGCACGUCAUCGCUGUCUGUCACCAAACGCUGUAUCCCUCCCCGGCGGUGACGGCGGACCUCAUCCGCACAGGGAGAUUCCAAAGCUUCCUUGACCGGCUCAAGCCCGAGUUGGAUCAUCUGUGGACGUGGGCGACAGGCGGGCUCGACUCAGAUGCGGACGGGGCCGUGCGAUCACCAGAUCAGCGAAGGAGCGUGGAUAUCAAUCGCAUUUUCUGGCGCAUUGACCACGACUACGUUCGAUUAUAUGCCAACGCCAUUGCGAUGCGUGCUGCCGUCUCACGCCUGCUUCGUGGUGCACCUAUGCCCGGGCAACGCACGCCAGGCGGCGAGCGUAUUAUGGCAACCACCGUGAUCAUCUCCGUCGAAGGCUUGCAAAUGAUCGAGGCUGUGGACUCAGCCGUCGCCCUCCUGGAACAUGGUAUUGAGUGCCAUCGUCGCGGCGUCCUUCGCUUCUGCCCUGGACGGACGUUCCAGCGUAUUCUAUUCGCCGCCGUCUUCCUCAUGAAGGCGCUCUCGCACGGCGCCGUUGCGGAAAAAGAACCAGCGGUGCUCGACCUGCAGCAUCAGAUGCUGACAUGCUUCCGCGAAGCUGCAGUAGACGACGAGCACAUCGCAGCAGAAAUCGCGCGGCUGCUCGAGAAGGUGUUCCCCGCCCUGCCUACCCUGCCUCCCCCAACUCUCCCCGCUAUGCCCCUCCCAGCCGACCCCGAACUGGAACAGAGCAGCAGUUUCGACCUCGGUGUCGGUCUCGGAAGCGACGCAGCGCCAGAAGAAGACGUCUUCGCCAAUUGGGGCUUCGAUCCCGUGCUCAUUCUUAAUGAAAUGGAUGCGUUCAUCCAGACUAUGGACAGAUAG